Molecule: messenger RNA, 1105 nt
Organism: Apis cerana (Asiatic honeybee)
Lineage: Eukaryota; Metazoa; Arthropoda; Insecta; Hymenoptera; Apidae
Product: leucine-rich repeat-containing protein 71-like
Molecular function (GO): protein binding
Source: RefSeq, a predicted model, not a curated record
GUAGUGAGUUUCCCUAUAUGGAAUUUCCUUAAUCAAUUUUCUAAAGGAAAUUAUAUUUUUUUAAACAAAAGAAUUUUGUUCAAAUUUCAGAAAAACAUGGAUUAUCGCAUGUCCAGCAUAUCAACAAUUUCGGAAAUCGAAGACGAUGAAUCUCCUAUAUUUCAUUUAACGUAUACGAACAAGAAAUUCGUAUCUCCGAUAAAAAUUGAAAGCAAAGAUAAGUAUCUUAUAAAAAUUUCUUAUUAAUAAUAAUGAUAAUAUCAUCAAUAUCAUUUGAUCUAAUUUUUUUUUUUUUCCUCUACGGCGCGAGAUAUCGAUCUGUAUAUUAGAUGCACUGAAUUCUACGAUGCAAAAGUAUAAUACCAUCACGGUAUUAAAGUAAAUCAAAUGAUCAUUUCCUUUUUUCAUUACAUGCUUAAAAACAAAAAAAAAUAAACAUUUUUAUCGUGAUUUAUUAUCCUUCAAGAUUACCGAAUUGUAAAAUAAACGCAUUCGGCAUCAUGCAAAUUGCGGGAAUGAUAAUAAAUAUAAAAUGCAUCAAGGAUUUAAAUUUAGAUAUGAAUCCGAAUACGCAAGAAAAUUAUCAUUUGCUCUGCACACCUGGAGGAAGUUUGAAGUAUCUGUCUUUGAGACUUUGUGAAAUAAGUGAUAAUGGAAUGAAGAAGAUUGCAAAAGAAUUAGAAUAUCAUGAUCCUCCGGAUAAUCCUAAGUUAACUAUUUUAAAUUUGGCACAUAAUCAUAUAACGAAAAAUGGAGCAGGUCAUAUAGGAAAUAUGCUUCGAACGAACAGAAAAAUCAUCUUCAAACUGGAAGAAGUAUAUUAAGGCAAGCAGAAGUUAUAUAUUUUAUGAAUAAUUAUUUAAAAUCAUUAAAAAUUUUUGUAAAUAAACAUUAAUGUAAAUAAAUGUAAAUGUAAAUGUAAAUGUAUAUGUAAAAAAUAUAAAAUAUAAAUAAAGACACCAGACCUGUGAACAAUCCGUAGUUUUUAUUUAUUUCCCAAUCCCAAAAUCCCUAAAUUUUUCCAAUUUUUUGGCAUCAUUUCCAAGAAUUGCCGAAAUUCUCGAAUGACUUCUUAUCAACUUAUAUUCUCCCGUUAAAAAAUCGA